Molecule: messenger RNA, 1026 nt
Organism: Penicillium pulvis
Lineage: Eukaryota; Fungi; Ascomycota; Eurotiomycetes; Eurotiales; Aspergillaceae
Product: D-mandelate dehydrogenase-like dehydrogenase
Exons: 2
Coding region: 1-1026 (341 amino acids)
Cellular component (GO): cytosol
Molecular function (GO): NAD binding; hydroxypyruvate reductase [NAD(P)H] activity; glyoxylate reductase (NADPH) activity
Source: RefSeq, a predicted model, not a curated record
AUGUCCUCAAAACCGAGAGUCGUGGCCCUGGGUCAUCCCCAGUAUGCAGGUGCUGACUACAUCACCGAAUUCCAAAAAGAGUUCAACUUUUCCGUAUUGCAUGCUACAAACCGUGCCGAGACGCAGAAGAUGUUACCAGAAGACAUCGCCGCCAACGGCCCCAUAGACGCCUUCCUGAUUCGCAUGGGUACCCCGCCCUACGAACCUUUCGACCAAGACCUCCUCAAAGCGCUAGUCCCAGACUGCAAGAUCAUCGUAUCAGCGAGUGCGGGAUACAAUGAGUUCGAUGUGCAAUGGAUGGCAGACGAGGGAAUCUGGUUUUGUAAUACCGUAAACGCAGUAGCCGAGGCUACGGCAGAUAUGGCCCUGUUCUUGAUUUUGGCUGUGUUGAGGAAUACAACCAAUGCGGAGAAGAGUGCUCGAAAUGGGACCUGGAGAUCACCGAAUGGCGGUGGGAUUGUUCCUGCGCGAGAUCCCGCCGGUCUCACCUUGGGAAUCGUGGGAAUGGGUGCGAUUGGGAAGUACAUUGCCAAAAAGGCCGCUUGCUUCAACAUGAAGAUCGUCUAUCACAAUAGGAACCAGUUGUCUGCGGAUGAGGAGGCUCGAUAUGGGGCUACAUACUGCAACACUUUGCAUGAUUUGCUUGCUACAAGUGACGUUGUCUCACUGAGCUGUCCGCUCAAUGCAAACACAACAAAUCUGAUUAGUGAAGCCGAGUUUGCGGCCAUGAAAGAUGGCGUAUUCUUGGUCAACACUUCUCGUGGUGCGGUUCUUGACGAGAAGGCCUUAAUCGCUAGUCUGGAGAGCGGCAAGGUGGCACGCGCUGGGCUGGACGUCUUUGUCAAUGAGCCGUCUCCCAAUCCAUGGUUCCUCCAGAGUGACAAGGUAGUUAUUCAACCGCAUCUUGGUGGCUUGACGGAUGUUGCCUAUCGGAAAGCAGAACGGGAGUGCUUUGAGAAUAUCCGGGCUUUUUUUACUAAAGGACAUGCAAACUCACCGGUAAUGGAGAUCAAGGUCAUAACAUGA